UUUACAAGAAGACCUUAUGGAGUAGACCAAAUCAUAUGGUUAGGGCAAGAUAUGGCAUGGCGACUUCAGCGUUUACCCUCCGCUCCAUUCCCCUCUUCUUUCCGUUCUCACUAUCAGCAAGCAAGCCCUCGCUCCUCCCCUCCCAUUCCACCAAAGCGCUCAAUCUCACACUAUCCCUAGCCCCAGAUUCUGACCGCUACGGUCCCUCUCUCCGCCGCGGCCAACGGCCAACUUCCUCCGAUUGCGGCUGCUAUGGCUCUGAAUGCGACGAAAGCUCAUAUCUCGACCGUUCUUCUUUUACACGCACAUUCAAGAUCGCCGCCCUCCGUAUUCCCGCGUCUGAAUGCUCUACUCUCGAGGAUCGCCUCCGCGGCCACCUCCUCAACUGGCCUCGUAUCCGAAACAUCGCCCGCGUCUCCGGCGAUGAUCUCGAACCCGACAUUCGAAACCUUCUCCGCAAUGCCGAAGGCGACGGAGGCCAGCGGCUCGUCUCACUUGCCCGUCGCGCAGAUGGUGAGACCGAUAACAAGACGGAGGCUAUGAGCCCGGUGAUAUAUCGGGAAAAGCUGGCGAAGCAGUUCAAUUGCCGGGGGUUCUUGAUGUUUCGGAACUUGGCGAGGAUGUCGCGUCCCAAGAAGAAGAAGAAGAAGGGAGCUAUUGGAGAGAGGGUUAGUGUUAAGGACAGAGAGCAAAAGAAAGCGUAUGCAGUUGUGGAAGUUAUGGGGGAGUGUGAGGAUGAUAUGAGCCGUUUGCUGGGCGCUGAGUUCCGCACUGGGAGAUGGAGAGGCUCGACGAGGUUGCUUUUGCUUGACGAGCGUCACGCGGAUAAGGGACUUGAGGAGCUACCGGAGGCAGUCAAGGCAGUUCUGAAAGGAGGGAAAAUGCCUUGCAAGUUAUCAGUUUGUGAGCUUGUACGGUGCGAGUUAACCUUGUUCUAUAACUAUUGGCAUAUGAAUGAGGUUUUGGACACCUUGCUUCCUGAAGGUAUAGUUGUUCCAACUGGAUUUGAGACAGUGGGGCAUAUUGCACACUUAAAUUUAGGUGAAGAACACAUUCCUUACAAGAAACUUAUUGCGCAGGUAGUUCUUGACAAGAACAGGCCAAAAAUACAAACAGUUGUGAACAAAUUAGAAGCUAUUCAAAAUGAUUAUAGAACAAUGCAACUAGAAAUACUGGCAGGCAACCAUUCUGUUGUUACUACAGUUAUAGAGAAUGGGAUCAAAUUUCAAGUUGAUUUGGCCAAAGCUUAUUGGAAUUCUAGAUUGUCGACUGAAAGACAAAGGCUUGUAAGGUGCUUUGCGAGCUCUGAGAUAGUUUGCGAUGUAUUCUCUGGUGUUGGCCCUUUAACUAUUUCUGCUGCAAAGAAAGUGAAGUAUGUAUAUGCAAAUGAUCUGAACCCAAAUGCAGUGGAGUAUCUUGAGAGAAAUGUAGUUCUUAAUAGGUUGGAUAGGAAAAUUGAGGUUUUUAACAUGGACGGCAGGAGAUUCAUAGAGACGUUAUUUGCCAGUCAGCGAUCUUAUCACGUUACACAAGUGGUCAUGAAUCUGCCAAACAAUGCUGUAGAGUUCCUUGAUGCAUUUCGUGGUAUCUUCAGAAGAAGAGCUAAGGCAGAUAGCUGCUGUUUGCCACGAAUUCAUGUUUAUGGAUUUUCGAAGGCUUUGAAUCCUGAAUUUGAUUUCCAUGAGAGGAUUAACAUGGUGCUGUGCGAGACUGUGGUUGACAUCAAAAUAGACAGAGUCAGGCUCGUUGCACCUGGAAAAUGGAUGCUCUGCGCAUCAUUUAUUUUACCUAAAAAUGUUGCUUUUGCACAACCAAGUUUGGAGGGAGAAGGAGAAGAACAGCUAUAAGCCCUCAACACUCUUUUUGUUGUGAUGGAGAACAAAGAGGGCAAUUCAAGUGAUGUCCGUAAGAGAGUUAAGUUAGACUAUUGGGUGUCCUUUUUAUAAAAGAAUUCUUUGUUGGAUGGUUUUCAACUCCCUCCUCUACAUAGUAAAUAUUGAAGUUUUUUUUUUUAAAAAAAAAAGCAAUAAAAUAAAUAAAUAAAAAUUUGGUUUAAGCUCAAAAAAUUGAGCCAGCUUUCAGGAAAGGUGGGUACCCAUUUUAAGCUGGGAAUGAGUUUUGUAGUAAAGAUUAUUGAGCAUGAUAGUGGUUGCUCUCAAUCGAGCUGUCUUCAUCAUCUUCUAUUUCUAACGCCCUGUUACUGACCUUUUUUGAUUAUUAUUUUCGAGGAUAGAAGGAAAGAGUUUCCGAAGAUGAACACUGAAGCUCUGCUGCUGCUAUAAUUCAUGGUGGCAGUGAAGCCACAAAUAUCCUUCGCAAAAGCUGGUACAGGAGGGGGGCCGGGGACGUUCGUAACUGCCAUAUAGACCACAGACACAAGGUCUAUAUAGCCCUCUUCUCUUUCUUUUUUUCUAUAUUUCCUGCUUAACCCUAUCUCUGGUUUUUAUGAGUAUGCCAUACAUAAUCAUAGCAUAUCUGCCCAGCCAAAAAGCAGGUAAU
Messenger RNA from Phalaenopsis equestris, 2499 nucleotides. Its product is annotated as tRNA (guanine(37)-N1)-methyltransferase 1. Gene Ontology annotation, cellular component: cytoplasm. Lineage: Eukaryota; Viridiplantae; Streptophyta; Magnoliopsida; Asparagales; Orchidaceae. Gene Ontology annotation, biological process: tRNA N1-guanine methylation. The record is from RefSeq and is a predicted model, not a curated record.